GUGUAACAAUGUUUUUAUGAGUUCAGGAAGGAUCCUUUGACAUACUGCGUCCAUGACAAAUCGUUGCUCGAUUCAUUAGUAGAUUAGGAUUCCAGAAAAUAUAUGUUCCGCUUUCCCACAAAGUUGCCGCAGUGAAAUGGUGCAGAGCCCAACGCUGGCGUUCCAGCGGAUUCUCCCUUCGCUGCUGCCACUAGCGCUAUCCCGAAGGAUCAGCAGGAGAACGGGAAUAUUUAUUAGGCGAGCAAUCGGCCAAUCCGACGCUAGUUUUAUGCGGAAACUUUCCUGGGAAAGUUACGGGAUGUGCGAUGUUUGGCAGUUUUGUGGAGAUAAACAGAGGCCUAGCGGCCCUAUUGUGACGUCCCUGUCUCUGAUCUCAAACGGCAAACGGUUGUUCUCCACGGCGGACCGUGUCGGGGAUCUGGAGUGUUUGCACGGCCUACGCUAUCUCAGCAUCUGUUGGGUAACCAUAGGACACAGAUACAUGCAAAACAUGAUUUAUCCUUCGUACAACUCCAUCCAGCUGAUUUACGUGAGUCGAACGUGCACGAAACGGCUUAAAAGGAUUUUAGUGUGUUGAGCGGAUCGAACAUCAUUCAAGAUUAAUGAUUUUUUCUGACCUAGCACGUUCAGGACGUUAUUUGAAAUCUGUAAACAAUUAUGACAAAAGAGUGAGUUCACACAUACUAAAUAAGGAAGUACCGCACGAGUAUUAUGCAAAAAAACUAUAAAACGUCGAAAAAUGACCUAUAAGAUGUCAUCUUGCAGACUAGGUAGUUUUCAGGGUGCAAACAGUCAGUUUUCAUAUCAGAGAAGAAUUUUGGUUGAAUAGCAGGAUCGCAUCCGUAUGAUUAUGUGUAUUGGUCUGCAUGUACAUAGAAUGAGUGAUAUUUGCUGAAUGAGAAACUCAUUACUGAAUAUGCUGCUAAUGAAGUAUAUCUAUAAGCUGUUCCCGACAGGUUAUUUAUAUGUUGCCCUUUCCGAAUACAGGUUAU
Molecule: messenger RNA, 992 nt
Organism: Acanthoscelides obtectus
Lineage: Eukaryota; Metazoa; Arthropoda; Insecta; Coleoptera; Chrysomelidae
Source: the annotation of a GenBank genome assembly